AUGUCCGUGGUGAAAAGAUUCAUACACAUACUGGGAACUUGUGAUGAAGAAGACUCAUUUGGUAUGACGCCGCUAGCUCUGGCAGCAAAGCAUUCUGAUAUUCAACUUUGUCAAAUCUUCCUCGAAGCUGGUGCAAGGGUUGAGGCCACUAUAGAAUUCCCGCGUCCAGGGGGGCAAGAUUCUUUCGAUUCCCAAAGACGAGCCUCGCCUUUGUGGUAUGCUGUUAGCAAGCCAGGGAAUACUGAUCUCGUAUCGCUACUUAUUUCAUAUGGAGCGGACGUCUCACUUCUUUGUUAUGGAAAGGAACUGAUUCGACAAGCCGUCCAGAAUUCUGAUGUGCAUGUCGUGGAGUUGCUUUUGCGGGCUGGUGCAAAUCCAAAGGCGGUUUCGACUACGGGGACACUGCUACACGCCGUGAAAGACCCUGAAAUUGCUAAAUUACUCCUUUUGCAUGGGCUUGAUGUCAAUGAGGCAGUUGGUGAAUUUCACCCACCCAUAAUUGCUGCUGUGAUCAUGAAUCGUUCAGAAGUGGUUCAAUGCUUCCCUGAGGCCGGAGCAAAGACUAACAUUAUUGCACCCUGCUGUGGGGAAUCCCUACUAUCCAUGGCAAUUCGGAAAGGAUAUUCGAACAUAGUCCAGAUGCUCAUCAACGCGGGCUGUGAUGUCAAUAAUCAAAAUGAUGAAUUUGGUACUCCCCCUUUACACCUAGCUACUUUAUACAACCAGGAAAGCAUGUGCCGAAUGCUCAUAAAAGCAGGUGCAGAUAUUUCUCAAGAAUACUCUGAAGAUAUCUUAUUUACUGCAGCUCAAUGGUCCAGUCCGUCUCUGUUUCAAUUUCUCAUCGAUUCUGGGGCAGACAUCGAGGCCGAGGACUCCAGGUUUCGCACACCUUUGUUCAGGGCGAUCGAGUGUGGUCGAGAGGAAAUAGUGCAAUUAUUGCUUGAUGCCAAUGCCUAUGUCACCACAGGUUCACUUGAUAGAAUAUACCUGCAGCCUGCUAUCUACAUAACUGCUGGGUUGGACGAGGGGUUGACCAAGAUUUUCAGUUAUCUUCGCAGUUACUCUCUCAAAGCGAUCAGCACCGCAUACCCCUCGAUAAAUACAGUGUCCGGAGAUUUGGACACGCACAUCUCGAUGAUUAAGAUGUUUCUUGACCAUGGGCUAGAUUUUUCGGAAGCAAAAUUUAGGGGUUUGGGAAUCCUGCAUUAUGCUGUAUGGAGGAACAAUGCCGAGCUAGUCGAGACUCUAUUAGAGGGACACGCUGACCCUAAAUUUGAAGAUCCUGAUGGAUACACUGCUGCCGAUUGGGCUGUUGCGCUUGGAUUUGUCAAUAUCGAAAGGAUUCUUCGGGAAGAAAUGUGGUCAGGUGAAGAAUUCGAUGAUUGA
Molecule: messenger RNA, 1386 nt
Organism: Talaromyces atroroseus
Lineage: Eukaryota; Fungi; Ascomycota; Eurotiomycetes; Eurotiales; Trichocomaceae
Exons: 1
Coding region: 1-1386 (461 amino acids)
Molecular function (GO): protein binding
Source: RefSeq, a predicted model, not a curated record